Penicillium pulvis is the source of this 927-nucleotide messenger RNA. RefSeq names its product ferric reductase-like transmembrane domain-containing protein. The coding region runs from base 1 to 927 and encodes 308 amino acids. The transcript has 2 exons. Lineage: Eukaryota; Fungi; Ascomycota; Eurotiomycetes; Eurotiales; Aspergillaceae. The record is from RefSeq and is a predicted model, not a curated record.
AUGGAAACUCCUUGGCCAUGGCAUUUCGUGACUCUUUCUGAAGAGGAGAAGCUCCAUCGCAGGGAGCUGCUGGAUAUACGGGGUGCAUUUGCGCAAUGGUCCAUCAUGAUAGUCAUCGUUCUCCUUCGAGUCAUCUAUCAAACCCAGAAAACCUUGUCUGAGAUGCAAAGCGGGGCGAAAACAACUCGAGGACCCGUCUCAUGGUUGGAUCGACCUCUGGUCGCUGGGUGGCUCGAAACUCGGAGGCAGUAUGCUGUGUGUGGCCUUUGGCUAUCAUGGUUAGUUGGCCUCUGCGUAUGGAAUAGCGGUGAUGUCCUUGUCAACAGCAGCUUACCUCCCGCAGAUUACCUUCACUUGACCAAGGCGCUAGGCCAUGUUGCUCUCUCUCAGAUUCCCUUGCAGGUAUUGAUGUCGCCUGCAGCAUACAUAUCCACCUCCAAGCCAUCUGCAUCAUCUAUCUUUUCCUUCAUUACCUCUGUUCCUCAAAGUACCGUUACCCCGUACCACCGGCUCUUUGGCCGUAUGGUUAUCUCGCCUUUGAUUUUUGGACAUGCCAGUCUCUACCUCUUGUUCUUUGUGCAAAAUAGCCACCCUGAGUUUGGCACGCUUUUGGCGAAGCGAGUGUAUGACUUCGAUGUGCAGUGUGGUCUUCUAGCGCUGUCUACGGCCGUCGCUUUGUUACUCUUCGUCCGGCCUCGUGGUACCACUCAGAAGGGAGCAGCUCGCGACCGGGCGGCCGCAGCUCGGUCUGUACAGGAUCGGCGGCGGACUUUCUAUCUGGUACAUGUUUCGUUGGUUGUUCUGUUAUCUGUCGCAGUUUACUUCCAUGUUGCCCAAGCGCAAAAGUAUAUGGUUCAAUCGUUUGGUGCCUUUGUGUUGAACGGGGUGGGUUCUUGGGUGGCUAUACGGUUGGAAGCUCGAGUAUAG